Nymphaea colorata (pocket water lily) is the source of this 899-nucleotide messenger RNA. Its product is annotated as putative invertase inhibitor. The transcript has a single exon. Gene Ontology annotation, molecular function: enzyme inhibitor activity. NCBI's taxonomy places the organism in Eukaryota, Viridiplantae, Streptophyta, Magnoliopsida, Nymphaeales, Nymphaeaceae. The coding region runs from base 101 to 685 and encodes 194 amino acids. The record is from RefSeq and is a predicted model, not a curated record.
CACAAGUCAACCAUAUUAUAAACACAACACCCAAUGCUGCGCCUCCUCUUGUUCUCUUGCUCUCCGGCCAUCGGCAUUUAUUCCAUCGACUUAAUCGGCAAUGAUGUCUGCUGCAUUAAUGACCGAUAACAAACCCCUUCGCUUGCCUCACCUCUUCUCAGUAGUCUUCUUGCUUGCAACUGCAACUUGGGCUACUCUUCUUCCCUGCACGCAUGCCCAAUCAGAAGACCACCCGGACUUCAUAUCAAAGAUCUGUAACCAUACCAUCCAUUUUGAAGUCUGCAACACUUCCCUGCGUUCCAUGCCUGACAGCCAAAACGCAGACGUCUACAAUCUCACCAGGAUUGCUAUAAAUCUGACAAUUGCAGAAGGGCUGAGGAUCGGUUCCAACAUUUCGUCCAUGUUAGAUGCGCGGUUCCUGCCAAGCUACGGAGAGAGACGCUUGAAGGAUUGCGCUGACCUGUACUCGGACGCGGUGGAAAGCCUCAGGCUUGCCGUGAAAGAUCUCGCUCUUCGGUCGUUUUUUGAUGUCAAUCUCCACGUUACUGCGGCCAUGACAGAAUCCUCCACGUGCGAGGAUGGUUUCAGCGAAGAGGACGGGUACACGUCGCCAUUGACAUAUCAGAAUUCAUACUUUUUCAUGCUCUGUAGCAAUGUCCUGGCAAUAAAUGCUCUUCUUUCUUAGGCAUCGAAGGUCGCUAGCUGUUUUGAUGCCUUUUUUGUUUUGAGAAUAACUGUUAUUGCUGUUGUCGAUGCUACUCUUGUCGUCGGUCGGUUGUUGUUUGUGUUGUUGUCGUCGUUUGGUGCUCAUGUUUUUCUUCUUGAUGCUGCCGCUACCACUUUCUACUGUAUAAAGCUGUUUAAAUAACAGUUACGUGUAUAUUUGGUACAGAAAGUUA